This is a messenger RNA of Xenopus laevis (African clawed frog), 1177 nucleotides long. It is a transcript of the gene rab32.S, whose product is annotated as RAB32, member RAS oncogene family S homeolog. Gene Ontology annotation, biological process: phagosome-lysosome fusion; vesicle-mediated transport; endosome to lysosome transport. The transcript is spliced from 3 exons. Gene Ontology annotation, molecular function: GTP binding; GTPase activity. NCBI's taxonomy places the organism in Eukaryota, Metazoa, Chordata, Amphibia, Anura, Pipidae. Gene Ontology annotation, cellular component: Golgi apparatus; endomembrane system; phagocytic vesicle. The coding region runs from base 170 to 838 and encodes 222 amino acids. The record is from RefSeq and is marked provisional.
UGUCACUGAAAUUGUCCCCUGUCACGCACAGAGAAGUUAUACAAACGGCGAAACACAGCUGCAUUGUUGUUUGCUCGCUGCCACGCAGAUUUAAGGAACUUGCCCCUCAGUUAAAGUUUCUGUGAGGUUACAGGUCUCACUUAACGCGCCGCGCUGACCAAGGGUGGCUAUGGCCGGAGAAGGGGCGGGCGAAGAGCAAAUCCCCCGAGCGCCUGAGCGCAAGGAAUAUCUGUUCAAGGUGCUUGUGAUUGGGGAGCUGGGAGUGGGCAAAACCAGCGUCAUCAAACGCUAUGUCCAUCAGCUUUUCUCACAGCACUACAGGGCCACCAUAGGGGUGGAUUUUGCUCUCAAAGUGAUAAAUUGGGACAACAACACGCUGGUUCGACUGCAGCUGUGGGACAUUGCAGGACAAGAGCGAUUUGGAAACAUGACACGCGUAUACUACAAGGAGGCUGUUGGAGCUUUUGUGGUAUUUGAUGUAACAAGAGGGUCAACGUUUGAAGCCAUCACAAAGUGGAAAUCUGACUUGGACAGCAAAGUCUUCCUUCCAAGCGGCGGUCCUAUACCUGCAGUUCUUCUGGCCAACAAGUGUGAUCAAAAGAAGGAAAACAGCAUACAGAGCCCUCACCAAAUGGACCUCUUCUGUAAAGAAAAUGGCUUUGCUGCAUGGUUUGAAACUUCUGCAAAGGACAACAUGAAUAUUGAUGAAGCUGCUCGAUGUUUGGUAGAAAACAUACUCGCAAAUGCCAAGAACUUUCCUGUAGAGGAAAAUGAUGAUGGUAGCGUAAGAGUUGACCAGGAGACAAUGCCAGCAGAAAGUAAAUCUCAGUGCUGUUAAUAUUGGGCAUUCUACAGUAUGAUAAAUGGCACAGCAUAGCAUUCUGAUGCUGCCAUCGAUAUUCAGAUUGCUGCUAAAUGCUGCUUCACAUCUAGCUUGAGAAGAUCAAUUCAGCAUGGAGGAGAUGUUUACAAGGAUGUUCUUUUUGUGCAGCUCCAUUUUAUGUGCAGCAGAUUAAGAACAAGAAGUACCAAUAUGUGUUUCUGGCCAUGUAUUAUGUUCAGUAAUUAAAUAUCCCUUUAUAACCAGAGAAAACAAAUCUUUCUCCACCACUCAGUCUCAUGCAUGCUAUUUUUGACAGGUUCCUAGUAUACAUAUUAUUAAAAAUAUGUUAUACAA